AUGUCCAUUCUUAAACUCACUCGCCAACCACAACUAUCUGACGCCAGCCCACGAGACGGCAACAAUAUCACUCGGGACAGACUCAAAGCAGCUCUCAUUGUCUCGGGAAACUGCACUCAUCUCUUUGCAGACGUCCUGACCAGCGUCGUCAAAUCCGUCACCCGUGCAGACGGCACCUUCACAUUGGUCGAUCUUCGUCGCCACAAUGCCGUGGAGCACGAUGCCUCUUUCACCCGUCUAGAUGCCCGCCAAGGCGAUAACUACACCUUUCAACCAGCAAUGUUCCGUGCCUUCCUCGCCGAUGCUCAGGAUGGACCGAUAACAGCUCAAAGCAUUGCGCGAACACGAGUCCGCCGGGACAAAGAGGAGAAGCUCGCUGGCCAUGGAGCCGGCGUGACCUUUCUUGGCAGUCCGAAGCUGUGGGUGACGAUGUGGAGUCAGACGUGUAUUCUGCUUCAGACUUUUGGCCCGACUAUUAGUGUUGAGGAUAUCACGAUGUUGUAUACCGAGGAGAAGUUGCCUGAGUGGUGGCUAAAGGGUACUAAGCAGAUGACUUUCUUGGGGCAGUUGGGAGAUAUUGGGAAUGUGUUCUGGAAGCAUCUGUUUGUUAAGGUGGAUGAGAAGGCUUUGAAGGAUCCUUUGAAGGGGUGGUGA
Recurvomyces mirabilis is the source of this 654-nucleotide messenger RNA. RefSeq lists its product as uncharacterized. Gene Ontology annotation, molecular function: peroxidase activity. NCBI's taxonomy places the organism in Eukaryota, Fungi, Ascomycota, Dothideomycetes, Mycosphaerellales, Teratosphaeriaceae. Bases 1 to 654 code for a protein of 217 amino acids. The record is from RefSeq and is a predicted model, not a curated record. The transcript has 2 exons.